AUGAAGGCCAUGUUCAAAAUCACCCACUUUUCACCUAAGGGCUCAAAUGAUCUUGCUAAAGAAGAGGCUACUUACAUGCUGUUUGUAGAUUUUCUGUACGAUUGUGAAUGUGUUGAAGGUGACUCGGAGGAUUCUGUCAGUCUUAAGACCAUUCUUUCUUUUACUACUGGUUCAGAGUCUGUUCCACCGAUGGGAUUUGAUAACUCUUUGGGUCUGAGAUUUAACGAUACCAAUGUGUUUCCCACGUCGUCCACUUGUGCGUUGGAGCUAACCCUGCCCUCCAAGUAUUAUAACAAUCCAGAGGAGUUUAAAAAGAAAAUGGUAUAUGGUAUGAAAAACCAUGGAGGAUUUGGUUGCCUAUAA
Halichondria panicea is the source of this 363-nucleotide messenger RNA. RefSeq lists its product as uncharacterized. The transcript is spliced from 2 exons. The coding region runs from base 1 to 363 and encodes 120 amino acids. The record is from RefSeq and is a predicted model, not a curated record. Gene Ontology annotation, molecular function: ubiquitin-protein transferase activity. Lineage: Eukaryota; Metazoa; Porifera; Demospongiae; Suberitida; Halichondriidae.